Durusdinium trenchii is the source of this 6225-nucleotide messenger RNA. The record is from the annotation of a GenBank genome assembly. NCBI's taxonomy places the organism in Eukaryota, Dinophyceae, Suessiales, Symbiodiniaceae.
AUGAUGGAGCGUGUUGAGCAAAGGUUCGGGCCCUGCGGUUGUCGAGCUUUGCAACAUGGGUUUGAGGCUCAUGGAAGACGAGUGCUAGAGGAGCAUCAGCAGUGGGAAGGUAGUGAAGCUGGGUUUGAGGGUGAGUUGAAGAUAGCUGGCAGUGGACAAGAGCAGAAGGGUGUAGGCAACAUGAACUACACAGGUUGGAGUAAAGAGUUGGUGGCAUGUUCGAGCACCGGUUUUGAGGACUUCAACAGGUUUGCUGCUCGCGGCCAGUGGUUCAUGGACUAUGUCAUCCCGGCGUUGUGCUUGAUGCAGAGGAGCAGUGCAGACAAAGCAAUGUGUUGGCAGUUGAUAGCAGUUGCAACCGCGGAGGACGAGAAGCAAGUUGUUCAGACAUUGGUGCAAGCAGUGGCAGUGCAGAGUACAUUGCUUGGCAUUGGUGUGUGCAACAUUGUGCUGCAGUUGUGGGGAGCCAUGGACGAACCUGGACUUUCUGCUUGGCUUGAAGCCCUGCCUGCCGUUGUUGUUGAAGAAGCACCUCAUGGAACAGACCGCGAAGCUGGCAAUUCAUCUGGUGAGGGCCAGCCACAAGAAGAGCCAAUGUUGGCAGCCGACGAGGCUCCACUUGAAGUGAACUUUGAAGUUGGCGGCUUGCCUGGCGAUGGGCAGGCACGUGGACGACAGGUGCUGGACAAAAGUCCGAUCUUCACUGAGAAGGAGCGCGCAAACUAUGAGAGGACAAUCUUUGAGCAGAGCUUGACAUCGAUUGGCGCAGGGAUGCCUGCCUUGCCAUGGGAGCAGGGCAUCUUCAAGGAGAUUUUUGGAGAAGCAAAGUCGGACAACUUGCCCACGCUCGAGGACCUAGUCGCUUAUCCAGCUGGAGCGGCCCCUGGAUCGUCAGAUGACGCAAGACUGAAAGUUGAGGUCACAGGUGUCACAUCUUCUUUGCCUGGAGACAUGCCGCUAUAUGCAAAGCAUAUCAAAGCGCUGUGUGACAGAGAUUAUGCAGCAACGUUAGAUCUCACCUGGACUAAAGCUUUGGCAAGUUGGUUGAUUGUUCUCGAGGACUGCAACUUCGAAUCGUCAGUUGGUCACUACGUUCAGGAGAAGUUGCAGGCCAUGGACAGGGAAGGUGCCUUGCUGUGCGUCAGAGAUGCGUGCGGGGUGCGUUCACCCUCCACCGUGUUGAAGAGGGCUCGAGACUUGAUCCUUUUCGUGAAGUGGUGCGAAAAGAAUGACCUGCGGUGGUGGCCCAUCAAGGAGCGGAACCUUCUCGACUACUUGCAGGGCAAGGAGGACGAGAAGCGUAGCAAGUUCAUCGGCAAGAACCUCAUCCAUGCUUUAAAGUUCUUCAAGUACAUCAUUGGAGCAGAGUUCAACAUCGAAGCUGUGCUGGGUCCAAUGUUGACCGGGAAAGUGAGCAGAGUUCUGGCGACCAGAGACCCGACUGAACAAGCUAGGAAAGCGAUGUACAUGCCGUAUGUGGCCUCAGUGAAUGGCAUAGUACGCGGUUUGUUGGGGCAUCAUUCUCUGAAAGAGAAUAGUGUGGCAUGCUACAGUCGGGACAUGUUGAGCCAGCCCAUGCGUGAGCUUUGCGCCAUGGUCUGCAACAUCAAGCUUGGGAACUUCGUACCAGACGGGACGCGCUCUGGGUGGAUGGUGCGAAAACAGGCACCGUUGUUUGAGCCACAUGCACCUGGUGACGAUGAGGCAGAUUACUUUGGGAGUCCGUCGGCUCUGGAGGGUGAGAAAGAUGUUUCUGCCGACACCGGCUUUGACCCGAACAACCCCUUCGGAGAGCCUGAACGAUCUGGCAACGCUGAAGAGCACAACGAAGAGCCAGAAGAAGGUGCUCGAGAUGACGGAGACGAAGAUGGCGAAGACUUCGUGGAGAGCGCCAGUGAGAGUGAAGAUUCGAGCGCAAGUUCCGACAACGAAGAAGAGCUGCACAAAGAGAAGGCCAGCGUCAUCGAGAGCGGCUUGGAGCCAGAGGUAAAAGGGCCUUUGAUGCAGAACAAGAGGAGCUGCAUGCUGCACACGCAGAACCCUGACCCGAAGAACCAUUUGCAGCCUGUUACGUCAUGUGGACUCCAUGGCAUCGGUUUCACCGUCUUGGCUGAGGGGUCGAUCUUUAGCUGGCCCAAAUGCAGCAAGUGUUUCAAAGAUGCUGACAACAAGUCGGUGAUAGAUGUAGUCAACGCCAGCAAGCGUCGGCCUACCAACCUCACGGAGAGCACUGCAGCGUUUGAAAAGCAGGCCGCGAACUUGGGGCUGGAAGAUGGUUGGAUUCAAGCUUUGAAGAAUGCCGGGGUCACAACAUUGGGGCGGUUGGCCUUCAGUUGUGGUCAGCCUGGGACGCCAGUCAACGAACAAGACGUUCGCAACCUGAUGACGGCAAGUGACCCUGGUGGCAGGAUUACGGUUGGGGACCUUGCAACAAUGAGGAGGUUGAUCUUCGAAGCACAAACUGCCGUAGUUGCCUUGGCCAGAUCUCAAGCCGACCCGAAUGCUGAUCCAACCUUGAGGAAAAUGCCACCGGCAGAACGGAGCUCACGCAUCGCCAAUCAACGUGUGAGGCUCCAAGGAUUGUCAAUGGAAGGGAACAUGGAGGUGGCUCACCAGGUCUAUGACCAGCUGAAUGGAAUGAUGGAGGCUGACACCUUGAAGUACCUGGCACCGUCGAAGUGCAUCACGCGGAUGCAAGAGAUCACUUCAGCAAAGCCACCCAAAGAGUUGAAGCUGGACACCAGUGGCACUGGAAUUACGGUCAAAGACUCAAUUACAGAGCAGCAAUGCUCAACUGGCACAGAACUGGACCUGUUGGAGGCCAUGAUGCGCCGGAGCCUUGCCUUUGAUGCAAUGGGUUUGGUCGACUUUCACAUCUUCCAGAAAUGGAUUCAAUACCUCUUCAACUUGAUGCGUCAGCCUCCGCCGCCAAACUUCAAGGCACCCACGUUGACACAGUUGCUCAGGGCAGACCGUCAAGCAUUUGUUCGACUUCAGGAGUUGAGCCGCGACGGCAUCAAACCCCACGCAGAUGGGACUCGGCCUUUGGACGCUUUGAUCGACAACCUCCCCAAGGACCACACAGUCGUGUACUACAUGCUGCCCACAGCCCAGGAGAAGACGCGCCCAAAGCCUGCGAAGCCGGCAACGCAGAAAACAGAAACUGCGUCAUGGAAGAACUGGAGCAACGAAAAGAGUUCUUCAUGGAAGAGUGCAAAGCAGACACAAUGGAAGAAGGGCAGCGGCAAAACUGGUGGAUCCGGGAAGUUGCCCUACCAGUUGAAGAAUUGUGCCUCGGCCACGCCAGAAGGCAAACGGUUGUGCUUCGCCUACAACAUCGAUGGUUGUGACAAGGCAGCAGCAGGUGGCCUAACGGCCCAACUGCGAGCGCUUGGCUUGACCUCCAGCUAUGGAGUCGAUCGAGUCGUGAAACCAAGAUCCAAGUGCCCCAUCGUCAAGGUUGACCUCACAACUCCACAUGGCGAAGCACUUGCCAAGAGCUGGUUAUCGAAUCCACUCUGUGCUUACGCGCAUUGGGGCAUCCCUUGCGGUACUGCAUCUCGGGCUCGCGAGAUCGACCUCAACGAUGGAGAAUAUCAGCCACAGCCCUUGAGGAAUGAUGCAUACCCUGAAGGUCUCCCAUGGCUGACAGGAGACGAUGCAGAACGAGUUCGGCUAGCAAACAAAGUGUACGAGGUCUCUUGUCGCUUGAUUCUGUUUUGCCACUUCAACAACAUCAGAUGGUCGCUAGAACAACCAGAGCGAUCCAUUUUCUGGCUGACCAAAUUUUGGAGAAUGGUUUUGCAGCAUCUCACGCCCAUCUACGUCGUGUUCAGUGCCUGCGUGUACGGUGGCAGCCGACCCAAAAGAACUGCGAUCGCCACCGACAUCAAAGAGCUGCAGGAGUUGGCAUGUGACUGCACUGGAAAUCACAAACACUUGCCAUGGGGCCGAACAAAAACAGGCUUCGCGACAGCUGCGGAGGUUGAAUACCCGUUGGAGUUAUGCAAAGCUUGGGCAGCGGCCGUUUUCCGUAGCAUCUCCAAACAGUUCGACCUUGAGCAGUCCGUCCUGCCGGCGCAUCCCGACAAGAAAGCCAGGGCAAGUACAGUCAAACAAACUCGUAAGUCCCUGGCAUUUAUGCAAGAUUACAGCCAUGUUGAAACAGCACGUUUCCAGAGAGCACCAAAGUUUCGUGUUGGCUCCAAGCUGCCUGCCACCCUUGGCGCCGACGAUGCCACCUUGCCAGCAUAUGCCCGCAUCCUCCGCAUCUCCCAGAUCCCUUCUCACCAAGACGGGGGGAAGAGCAGUGAGAAGGCAACCAUGUUUGAAGUGGCAUUUGGCGUUCCAUGGAGUGAAGAAGCAUUCAUCAAAGAAGCGCUACUCAGGGGGCACCCAGUGCACCUGUUCGAGAGUUUGCACUCCAACCUCUCCAAUGCCAUUCGUAGCAAUGUGAACGAAAAGCCCGAAAAGAUCGUGACCGACAGAGCAGCAUGGUUCAAGAAAUGGACUCGUAGAGCGCUGGAGCUCAGAAAACAAGAAGCAGACCUGCACAAGAAGAUGCCUAGCCAUAGAAGACAGAUCCUCGAAGGAAAAAGGAUCUUGCUGCUCAGGGAGAUCAUUGAGGACAUGAACUACCCGGACCCCGGCAUUGUGGAUCUCAUCGAGAAGGGGUUUGAUUUGGUUGGCGAGGCAGGAGGAGGGCUCGUUCUGCCCAGAGAUUUUGAGCCAGCGACCAUGUCCAUCCAGGACCUUGCCGACCAUGCCAAAAGUAGCAACGAGGCCAUCUUUCAUUCCACCAAGUCCAGUGGCGACAGUGAGGUCGACGAAGAACUAUGGAAGAAGACUUGCGAGGAGGUGGAAAAGGGCUGGCUCUCACGCCUUCCACUCUCUGAGGUGCCCCAUGGCCGUCUGUCUCGGAGGUUCGCAGUCGUUCAAGGAGGCAAAGUUCGACCCAUCGACAACUACUCUGAGAGCCAAGUCAAUGAUGCCGUCAACGUCACAAGCAAGUGCACGGUGGACGGAACGGAUUGCAUCGCUGCCAUGAUUGCCGAGUACAUGCGCCUGUGCGAGGUCAAGUCUGUGAACCCCGAGUUGCUUGGCAGAAGUUUCGACUUGAAGAGUGCAUACCGGCAGCUGGCGGUCUCAGACUCUUCUUUGAAGUGGGCACGGCUGGCCGUCUACAACCCGAGCCUCAAGAUCACCGAGGUGUUUCAGCAGCACUCUUUGCCGUUCGGCGCCAAGGCGUCUGUGAUUGGAUUUCUCAGAUGCGCCAGGAACACAGACCAGUCGUUCUGCCUCUUGCUGGACCUGUUGGGAUGGAGAUAUGACGUGAGUGGCGAGAAGUCUGACAGCAUGAGCCACGAGAUCUCCGCGCUGGGGGUGAUGGUUGAUCUUUCCGAGACCUCAGAGGGUAGAGUCAUGGUUCGCAACACGGAGAAGCGGAAGCAGGACCUCUCGAACCAGAUCGAUCGUGCCCUGUCGAGCCGAAGGUUGACCACUCAUGAAGCAACUUCUCUCAAAGGCCGCUUGGGAUUCGCAGAAGGUCAACUUUUUGGACGGGCGACCAAGCGAUUGAUCAAUGUUCUUGGCCAGCAUGUGUUGCGCCCUCCGAAACGUGGAGUACUGAGCGAUGAAACGGUGAGCGCCAUGCUUCAAGUCAAGGGACGGUUGUUGAAUGCCCAGCCUCGUCUCGUGAAAGCUGAUGUGGGAGACGUUUUCUUCUUGUUCACGGACGCUUGCUUCGACUGUGAAGCCAAAGAGGGUGGUGUCGGUGGAGUGUUGAUCGACCAGACUGGUUGUGUAGUGAGCUGGUUUGGUGGAGAAGCAAGCCGCGACUCUUGUGAAUCCUUCAUGGCUGAGGAUCAGGAGCAGGCGAUUGGAGAACUUGAAGCCUUUGUUGUCCUAGUCGCCUUCCGAGUGUGGCAGGACCUGGUGCGGUCCAAACAUUUGUUGUGUUUCAUCGACAAUGAAACCGCAAGGUAUUUGAUUUUGAAGGGGUAUUCCAAGAACCCGGUUCUUUGCAACAUCGUGCACCACCUCGCCAAAGUCGAAGAGGAGUUGUUCGUUUUGCCAUGGUACGCUAGAGUGCCUUCAGAGUGCAACAUAGCUGAUCCACCAUCAAGAUCGGUGCCUCACGAAUUGUUGCCGGAAACCUCAAGGGUUCCUAUGCCAGACUUGAGGUCAGUGCUGGAUGAAGCGAGCAAGCCUUUGAGCGCCUCCUGA